Molecule: messenger RNA, 6973 nt
Organism: Vanessa tameamea
Lineage: Eukaryota; Metazoa; Arthropoda; Insecta; Lepidoptera; Nymphalidae
Gene: cut
Product: homeobox protein cut
Exons: 11
Coding region: 678-4859 (1393 amino acids)
Biological process (GO): regulation of transcription by RNA polymerase II
Cellular component (GO): nucleus
Molecular function (GO): DNA-binding transcription factor activity, RNA polymerase II-specific; RNA polymerase II transcription regulatory region sequence-specific DNA binding
Source: RefSeq, a predicted model, not a curated record
UCGGCCGAAGGAUCGCACUGCAGUCGUCUGUCGCGGCAACGACGCGCGCCCGCGACCACGCGCCCGCUCGCGUCGAAGGAUCUCCUUACGUAAUAACUAAUCUGAUCGAACCGCUCAUCCGAUUAUCGAUUGUGAACAAGUGAACUUUACUUAUCUAUGUGCGAGUUUCGUAAAUUUUUUCGCGCCUCAAAGUGAACUCGUCUUGUGCGCUCUGUGUUAUGUUAUUGUUUUGUUUUCGCACAGACUCGAAACAUUAUUUUUGGGCGUAGCUGACUGUGUUUGAUUUUGAAAUAUUUUUGUUGAUGACAUUGUGAGUGUUUCUCGAACGGCUCUUUCUUAAACGAUUACAAAGUUUUGGUGAUUUAUUUGACUUGUAGUGUUAUGUGGACGUCAAAUAAUCGUAUCUAAAGUGACAGUAACUUUUGUUAAUUGUCGUCAGGCACAACACAAUAAGAAACUGACGUUAAACAAAGAAACGGCACGCGAACGAAAAAAAAGAACAAUUCAAAUUCGAACAUCGAUACUGGCAAUCGAAAAGUUUGAUGAACUGACCGCAUAGAGAGAACUGUCGUCUAUUGGUAUGAAAAUGUGGCGUUCGAUGUUUGAAUUAGGCGUAUGCGCCUCGAGAGGGUGACGGGUCAUUAUGCGCCGGGAGUGAGCGCGGUGCGGACGUCCGGAUGCACCCGACCGGCGCGGCCAGCCUGCCCGCCGCACCCGAGGCGGAGGUGCAAGCUAUGCACUCGAUGGACUGGCUCUUCAAGAAGGAAAGGAUAUAUCUCCUAGCGCAGUUCUGGCAACAGCGAGCUACCCUAGCAGAGAAGGAGGUGACGACGCUGAAGGAACAGUUAGCCACAACCAGCCCGACGCCACUCCAAGCCACAGUCCCUCCUAAAACCAAUGGCUCCCACAUAGAGUCGACGAGAGACCAGGCAACAGAAACUAGAAUACCUGAACGUUUUAGUCCAGAUAUUAAAGAAGAGAAACGAAGAUCGCCAGAUAUUGAUGAGGAUAUAGAACAAAAAAUAGAAAUGGCGGCAACUGCGAGGAGUAACAGCAACUCCUCCAGGAGCAGCCCCGUGGUCAAUCAGAGCAGCAGUUUGGAGAAUGAGCUGGCUGCUAAAGAAAAAGAGAUUGCUCAACUAGUAGAAGACGUGCGACGUCUCCAAGCUUCACUUUCAGCGCUGCAAGAAGCGCAUGCACAGCAAUUGCAGCGACUGGAAGAAAGGCUGGAUGAGAAGAAGCAGCACAUCGCCAGACUCGAAGCGAGGCUGGACACACAACGAGACUAUGACGACAUUAAACGAGAAAUCAGCAUGCUCCGUUUCUCGGAGCUGGGCCCUACCGAGAGGCCACACUCACAUACACUACCUAAAGACAUAUUCGGAUCACAGAAUCAUUUACUCCGGUCUAUGGACUUGGGUCCAAAUGAGCGAGUAGAGCGCAAGGAGGCGCUCCGCUCGCCCGCUGCGCCCGCGCACCGCGACAGCUCCACCGAGCGAGAACGCAGCACGGAGCGACGAGACACCGGUGGCGACGAGUGGCCGAGCACACCGCCCCCUCUCAACAACAACACCACGCAUCACAACAACAACGGGCCAAUUCCGUUGCCGUUGCCGCCGCCGAGCCCGUUCCGUUUCGAGGAGCACCGCCCGUACCGGUUCGCAGAGGACAUGGGCCCCCUACCUCCUGGCGCACUCGUUGGCCGCCUCGGGGACUCUCUCAUACCUAAAGGCGAUCCCAUGGAAGCAAGACUGCAAGAGAUGCUCAGAUACAAUAUGGACAAAUACGCGAAUUCAAACUUGGACACCUUGCACAUAAGCCGACGGGUGCGGGAGUUGCUAUCGGUGCACAAUAUUGGACAGAGGCUCUUUGCAAAGUACGUCCUCGGCUUGUCCCAGGGGACCGUGUCGGAGCUGCUCUCGAAACCGAAGCCCUGGGACAAAUUGACUGAAAAGGGGCGAGACUCGUACAGGAAAAUGCACGCGUGGGCCUGCGACGAGGCUGCCAUCAUGCUACUGAAGUCACUUAUUCCUAAAAAAGUUGGGACAAAAGAUGGUUCUGCGGGUACAGGGUUUGGAAGGCCGGAGGGUGAAGGCGAUGAGCGCCUCGCGCAUAUGCUCAACGAGGCCUCCCAUAUGAUGAAGACGCCUACAGGUCAGCCUAACAAUGAUGACUCCAGGAGCAAUGAAGACUCCAGCUCACCGAGAACACAGUGCCCAUCACCUUUUUCUAAGGAUUCCAGUCAAAAUAGACGGCUAAAAAAGUACGAAAAUGAUGACAUUCCCCAAGAGAAGGUAGUCCGUAUAUACCAAGAAGAAUUGGCAAAAAUUAUGACCAGGAGAGUGGAAGACAUGCGUCACAACCGUGAAGGCUUUCCUGGUGUGUUUCCUCCUUUUUUUAGUGGCGGUAUGCCUCCGCAUAUGGAGAGGCCACCGGAGGACAUACGCAUGGCCCUCGAAGCGUAUCACCGAGAACUUGCCAAAAUUCAGCCGGGUGGCAACAUUCCAAACCUUCAUAAUAUGCCAGGAAUGCCACCGUUUCCUAAUCUUCUCGCUCUGCAGCAGCAAGCUUUGCAAGCGCAGAACCAGCACAUGAACGGGUCUGGAGCGGUCCAAGAUCUCUCCUUGCCCAAAGAUAAAAAUACCAAAAUAAAUGGAUUGACUGAUAGUGAUAAGGAUAGAUCUAUGGACGCAGAGGAGGCUAUUAGGCACGCUGGAAGUGCUUUCUCAUUAGUUAGACCAAAAUUAGAGCCUGGACAACAAUCGACAGGAUCGUCAGCAUCCAGUCCGCUUGGCAACGCGAUACUCCCUCCAGCGAUAACACCAAACGACGACUUCAGCAAUUCUGCUGCUGCUAGUCCGUUACAACGAAUGGCAUCGAUAACAAAUAGUCUCAUAUCACAGCCUCCGAAUCCACCUCACCACGCGCCACCACAGCGAUCGAUGAAGGCGGUUCUUCCGCCAAUAACACAGCAACAGUUUGAUCUCUUUAAUAACUUAAACACGGAAGAAAUCGUCAAGAGAGUUAAGGAAGCUUUAAGCCAGUACUCUAUAAGCCAAAGACUGUUCGGUGAGUCUGUGCUCGGAUUAUCACAGGGAUCUGUUAGCGACUUACUAGCGAGACCUAAGCCAUGGCACAUGCUAACACAAAAAGGGAGAGAACCAUUCAUCCGAAUGAAAAUGUUCUUAGAAGACGACAACGCUGUACAUAAAUUGGUUGCAUCUCAAUAUAAAAUUGCCCCGGAGAAGUUAAUGAGAACCGGAAAUUAUAGCGGAGCUCCUCCUUGUCCGCCAAACAUGAACAAGCCGAUGCCGCCAACUCAGAAAAUGAUCUCAGAUGCGACUUCCUUGCUUAGCAAGAUGCAACAAGAACAACUUCUUAGUUCGGGUCAUUUAGGUCACCUCGGCCAGCCCACACCCCUCCUUCUUACGCCGCCUGGAUUUCCGCCACACCAUGCAGUAACAUUACCGCCCCAACACCACGAUAACAAUAACAAAGAAAGAAAACCACCGCCGCCGCCACAGCCUCACCACCAACCACCAGUGAUGCGCGGCCUCCAUCAACACAUGUCUCCCAGUGUAUACGAGAUGGCUGCAUUGACUCAGGAUCUCGAUACUCAAACGAUCACUACAAAGAUCAAGGAAGCUCUUUUAGCGAACAAUAUUGGCCAGAAGAUAUUCGGCGAAGCCGUGCUAGGUCUGUCGCAGGGAUCAGUUAGUGAACUUUUGUCGAAACCGAAACCUUGGCACAUGCUCAGCAUCAAGGGCCGAGAACCGUUUAUAAGAAUGCAACUGUGGCUAAGCGACGCUCACAAUAUCGAUCGUCUUCAGGCUUUGAAGAACGAGAGACGCGAGGCGAAUAAACGGCGAAGAUCGAGCGGGCCCGGCCAAGAUAAUUCUUCAGACACAUCAUCCAAUGAUACAUCAGAAUUUUAUCAUUCGAGCUCACCGGGACCCACUUCGGGCGUUCCGUCGGCAAAAAAGCAACGGGUUUUAUUUUCAGAGGAACAAAAAGAGGCCCUGAGACUAGCGUUCGCGCUCGAUCCUUACCCGAACACACCCACUAUCGAGUUUCUAGCGGCUGAACUAGGACUCUCGACCAGAACGAUAACGAAUUGGUUUCACAACCAUCGUAUGCGACUAAAACAGCAUGCGCCGCACGGCUUGCCGGCCGAACCGCCAGCACGAGAUCAAACUGCGGCGCCUUUCGACCCCGUUCAGUUCCGGCUCCUCUUAAACCAGAGGCUACUUGAAUUGCAAAAAGAGAGAAUGGGUCUUGCCGGUGUUCCGCUUCCGUACCCUCCAUAUUUUGCAGCAAACUCAAAUUUUGCGGCUCUGAUCGGGCGAGGCCUGCUACCUCCCGAAGAGCGCGUCAAGGAUCCGACCAGUGGCCUCGACCUUUCGAUGCCCCUGAAACGCGAGCCCGAUGGCGACGAUUUUGAAGAUGAUGACGUCGAGAGCAACCUCGGUUCAGAUGACUCGCUGGACGAGGAAUCAAAGAACGAGCCGAAGGCAGCUUCGACGCCCGCCAGUCGUUCCAAUCGGAGGAAACCAGCGGCGCCACAAUGGGUAAAUCCCGACUGGCAGGACGAGAAGCCACGGAAUCCGGACGAGGUGAUCAUCAACGGCGUAUGUGUGAUGAGAAGCGAUGACUUCCGGCGCGAGGCUGAGGAGACGGUGCGCGUGGAGCCGUCGCCCGUGCCCCGCGAGCCCUCCCCCGCCGCCUCGCCCGCCUCCCGCGCCUCGCGCGCCUCUCCCGCCUCGCUCGCGUCGCACGCGCGCAGUCUCGCGCGCACUCCGGACGUGCUGCCCGAGGACAAGAUCAAGACCGAGGCAGAGGACGACCGAUGGGACUACUAGGCCCGGCCGGCCGUGGGUUCAGUGCAGUGUUGCGGACGAUUAUUUAUUGUAGGCUAAGUGAGCGAUCCCCCGCGCGACCGCGUGCAGUCCGCAGUCCGCGCGAGAUGUGUUCUGUUAUGAUUCGAUUGUAAGGCCAAAGACUCUGUAAAUAGUGCAGCCGUGCGCGACGCGUCUCGCGGUGUGGCGGAGAACUUACGAUACAAAAGUUGCAUUUUGCUUUAAUUUUUAUACACGACGGUACCCUGAUCAGGUACAAAUAUCUGAGUAUUUUUAAGUUACGGCUUAGUAAUUUUUAUUCGAUUAUUGUAAAUAAAUAUACCAAAUAUGUAUCGAUGUAGCCGGAGAGCCACGAUCCUGUAUAUAUGUACGUAGGCUAGGAGUACGUUGUAUUCUAUUGAAUAAAGUUUAUCGUUGCCGAUAUUUAGGGCUAGAGGUUCAUUUAAUAGUUAAAAAUUUGAAGUGCAAUCAGAUGUAAAGUUAAGCUAUGGUCUAUACUAAACCCCAGUUGAAAAGUAUUAUUAUGUUUAUAUGAACCGGUAAGGUUUAAAAUAUUAUAAUUGGUUUACUCGAGUUUUACAUUUAAAUUAUGAAUUUUUAUUUUAAUUCUAUGUUUUUUUUUCUUUAUAUUAUUUUAUAAAGUACGAGAAAGCUUCGUCAAAUGAAAUUUUCCGCAGACACGCAACUGUCUUAAAACUAUUUUCUGUCCUUAGAGUAACGAGAGUUGUAAUAUUUUUUUUAUAUUUUUAGAGAACGUACAAAUCUAGACAGAAAUAAAAUACAUUAAAAUUAAGCAAAUGUUGUAUUGCUUGAGGUUAUAGUUUUUAUUUUAUUUUUAGCAAUAAAUUUGCUUUUAAUCUAAUUUCGUUUUAUGUUGUUUUAUUUUUCGUUUUCUUUCCUUUUAUUUUACCUUUUUUUUUAAAUAGGAGAUAGUGUAAGUGUAUAUUGAAAGGAACCAGACUCCUUGCAUCAGUGUAUAUAGUUACUUAUAUAUUGUUUUUUGUAAAUACGAAAGCCACAUUUAGAUAAUUAAAUAGUUAAGUAGGAAAAUAGAAAUCAAUGAUUCCACGUGUUGUCUGGAAUUAUAUUGAAGUUAUUGACAUUCUGAAGUGUGACGAAACUUAAGUUGAAUAUAGACGUUAGAUCCUAAAUACGGAAAUUAACGCAAAGAACCGUCAAUAUUUAAAACAAAUAUAUAAUUAUGAAUGAACUUUUCAACGAUUAUUCAGUUUUUAGUAUUACCGAACACCAUACAUAUCGAUGUUAUAUAAAAAGUAUAUAAACGAAUAAGUUAUAUAAGAUUAGCGUGUAAUAGUCAAUAUAAUGAGACCCUUUAGGCUGUUUAACAGUUAUUUAUUAUCUUCAUUUUAAACUGGUAUGUUAACUCUUUGGAGAUAAUAUCAUUUCAAAAGUUGCUUUCUUCUAAGUUUUCGAUGUCUAUAGCUUUGCUUUAUGAUAAAUAUUUAUAUAAAUUUAUAAUACUGUUAUGAUCUGAGUAGGUACCGAGGAUAUUUUGAAAAUAUUGUUCUUUAUUUAUAGCACAAUAAUAGUUCCAGUUAACGGAUAAUAAGUUUUUAAUUUCAAAGCAACUUGUCAAUAUUAAUUAUUUCGCAGAUUAUAUUUCAUUCAAUACUGUUACAGAUUAUAUAAAACGAAGAUAUUCUUUAUUCAACAUUUUAAUAACUAACAAUAUUUGUUGCUUUGUUUAUAUUCAAAGUUUAAAUAUUAACAUAUCAAGACAAAAUAUUAUAAUAAACGGUAAAUUUAUGACAAACGCAAGUUUUUUGAACAUAACGACAUCGUUUUAUUCUAAUCUGUAAAUCUAGAUAGACUCUGGCUAAGGAAUGAAAUAUUCGCGGUCCCCUUAAAAUUGUAUUUUGGCCUCUUAUAUUUGAUUAUUCUGUUGAAAAUGAUGUAGCAAAUGAAACUGUACAUAAGUACUGUAGUGUCUAGGCGAUUACGUGCGUUAUCUCCAUUAUUAUAAUAUAGGAAUAAAAUUAUAGCGAUAAUUAUUAUUGUUCAUAUCAUAAUAUUAAUAAUAAUGACGCUGAAACCAUUGUCUUCUUUCUGAACAAUUUCUAAAGUUAUUAAAUUAAAAUAAAGAAAUUGCUAAUCAA